Messenger RNA from Durusdinium trenchii, 3685 nucleotides. The record is from the annotation of a GenBank genome assembly. NCBI's taxonomy places the organism in Eukaryota, Dinophyceae, Suessiales, Symbiodiniaceae.
AUGGCUGUUUGUGCUGGUAAGCAUGGGUCCGUUGGCAAUCCUAACUAUAGCUGGUUGAACCAGUUGGCUAGCAACCCCAAAACGGUCCAGUGGUGGGCACCGCUCCACUACAAUUCGCGCAGGAAUGCUUUGCCAGCUGAAGAGCAAGGACGAUUGAAGAUUCCAGUCGUUCCUCUGCCUAAUGCAGCCCCCCUAGAGCGGCUGCAAUGCCAUGUACCACAAGCCUUCCGCCUCAGUAUGAAGAUUUUGUCUUACAAUGUGCUCUCCCUAGUGGAUCCCCAGUUCUCUGACCAAAGAGGACGUCGAGGGGGCAAUAAGAGUGGAAGAAUUGAUUUGCAAUUUCAUCAGGGAGGUGUCACCGUUGCAGGGUUGCAAGAAGCUCGAAUGAGCGAAGGUUGUUCCAAUACCGAGCAUUACCGAAUCUUUAGCUCGGGUGCGCGCACCGAUCAAAAUGCGAAUCUGUUUGGAUGUGAGCUAUGGUUUCACCGAUCACGAUCCUGGGUGCAGAACAGCAAUAUCGGUGUUGGCCAAUCCAAGUUUGUCGUAUUGGUCUCCAAUCCUAGGUUAUUGCUCAUGCGAGUUGAUAUCCCACUUGGGAUCUGGAUUUUCGGCUCUGGACAUGCUCCUUGUUGGGGCACUGCUGACUCGCAUAGUGAAGUUCAGGAGUGGUGGACCGCUCUGGUUCAAGAGCUGCGGAAAGCACCAGACGAUGCCAAGAUUUGCCUUUUCCUGGAUGCCAAUGCCACUCUGGGUGGCCAGUCGGACGAUUUGAUUGGAACGGCAGGCAGUGAGGCGCCGAAUGGUGCAACGCCUUUGUUUGAACAAUCGUUACAGCAAUUGAAAUUGGCAUGCCCCGCCACCUGGGAAGGCAUUCAUGUGGGCCAGCAUGGCACGUGGAGGCACCCCCGUGGACAAUGGAAACGCAUUGGUUAUGUGGUUCUCUCGCUGGAUAUGGGGGCUUGGGUUCAGAAAUCCUCCUGUUGGAAGUCCUUUGACGGAGGUUUUGCGCACGAAGAUCACACUCCAACUGUGACUGAGAUGGAUGGCUGGAUUUAUGUGCAACAGCCAACUCGCUGCAAGAUUGAUCGCAGUCAGUGUGGUGUAGCAGACAAGAUUGCGGUUUUCCAACGGAAGUUGCAGGAGUUGCCCAUCAUCCCUUGGCGAGCUGACAUUGAUGAACAUGCAGCUUGGCAAAGGCAGCGCAUUCGCAGUAUAGCUGAGGAAGUGUUUGCCCCUGUGGCUAAGUCCAAGCAACCCCCAUGGAUGUCUGCUACCACCCAAAUACUCAUCAGUUGGAAGCGGGCGCUACUUUCCAUGUGUCGGACUACUGAAUCUCCGUUGCGGAGAGAUAUCGUGCGGCAAGAGUUGCGUGCAGAUGAAAAAGAAGUCCGCAAAGCCUGUCUUUUGGAUCGGCGUGCCUUCUUUCAUCAGGUUGUGUUAGAUCUCGAGGAGGCGGGGUUGUCAGGAAAUAUCAAGGAGGUUAUGCACAAGCUUAUGUUGCUUGGUAGGAAACGCAAAGGUGCAGCGGCAUCCAAAGCUUUGCCAAUGCUGCAUGCAGAUGACGGGGAAGUGCUUCGAUCCCAUGAAGAGCAACAAGCCGCAUGGUUCGAUCGGUUUGCGGUAGUUGAAGCUGCUCAGAAAGUCACGGACGAUCAGUUGCAGGCUGCGCACUUGAGCACUGAAGGUAGCCAGUGUUUGAUCGCCCUAGAUGAUAUGCCUACCCUAGAUCAAGUCAAAUCUCGCAUCCGCAAGCUCAAAUCCGGCAAAGCACCAGGGUUAGAUCAGAUUCCAAAUGAAGUUAUCAAAGCCGGGGGCGAAGUUAUGGCAAAAAUGUUGCAUGAGCUUUUCGUCAAGGCAGUCUGUGCAGGUAGAGAACCGCUGGAAUGGAAGACUGGCACAUCAGUGCCAUUGCACAAGAAAGGUCCGGUGACGAAUCCUGACAACUAUCGUGCCAUAUUUUUGUCAGACACCAUUGCUAAGCUUGCGCAUGGGUGUCUCCGGGACCGACUAUGCAAGACGUAUGAGAAACUUGCAAGUCCUGCAUGUUUCGGAGGUAGAGCUGGUACGGGCACAGACUUUGGUCAUCAUGUGGUUCAGAGUAUGGUGUCCUGUGCGACCGGUGCGCGUCUGCCCUCUGCGCAUGUGUUUCUCGACUUGCAUUCUGCCUUCUACCAUGUGCUGCGUCAAAGCCUGUUUGGUCAUAGGCUCACUGAUGAAGCUCUGUGUUCUUUCCUGAGUCAGCACGGAGUGUCGCCUGAUGAAUUGCAGGAGUGGGAGCAGCAGGCCCAAGCGGAUUUUGCCCUUGCUGACCAAACUCCAGCAGUGCAGCAGUCCACAUUCGAUGCAUUUCGGCAGGCACAUUUCACCGUGCGGGGUCUGUCUUAUGCAGGCCGCACAUCACGUGGCACUCGACCAGGUGAUCCGAUUGGGGAUAUCACCUUUAAUAUCCUCAUGCAGUUGUUGUUGAAAGAAGUCAGGGCCCAAUUCAUACAAUUGGGGGUCUGUGAUUGGCUAGCAUGUCCGCAGCAGGCAGGGCAGUUGGGGCAGUCGCAACCUGCCUUUGUUGAUGUUGCUUUCUUCGAUGAUGCUGCUUUCUGUAUUGUGGCAAGAGAUUGUCAUCCAGUUUUGACGCUUGCUGCACAGGCAUUGGCCAUCCUCAGUGAUGCAGCGCGAAAGAGAGGCAUGAAUAUCAACUUUAAGCCAGACAAAACAGAAAUUUUGUUGGCAUGUUCUGGGCCGGGCUCGAGAGCAAUAAAGAAGCGCAUUCACAUUGAGCAAAGUGGAUGUAUUCCUGUGGUGCUGGAGCAUUCAGUCGAGAACGUCAGGAAUGAAGAUCUCCGCAAGCUGCAGCAUGCGUUUCGUGAUAUGAUCAAGCCAUUAGUCAAACCGAUGCUAGCUGGGCAUGAGGCCCAUGCCUUCAAGACUGAAGAGCUUGCAGCCUUUUGUAAUAUGCUUGAGCCUGCGCAGCAAAUCACUGUCAAUAGGCUUAGGAUUUUGCUGGAAAUCUUUCCGCCUUUACCUGUUGCGGUGGUGGAAGAGCUAGAUGAAGCAGAUCGGUCAUCGGAGUUGGCGGAGGGCCGCCGUGUGAGCCUCCAUCUGGCCUUGAAUGCAGCCCUGGCAGAAGCUUUUCACAGCUUUGUGUACCGGCUGAGUCCGGACAACGCAAAUGCUGGGCUGCCAGAGGAGUCACAGCUCGCGGCUGGCCGACGAGACAGCCGAGACAGCCAAAAGACGUACGCCUUGCCUUUCUCCCAAAGAGUGCUCAUGUUCCACCGGCUAGUCAUGGCAUACUCCCUCGAUCCGCCUGGCUGGGCGCCGCCCGACCCGGCGUGAACCUGAGAAGGCAGUGAAUCGAGACCAGGACCUGGACCCGACGGACGGUUCCGACCAGCACCGGGACAUGACCCGAAGCAGCAACUGGUUUGAAGCCGUGACACAUGCAUGUUCUGAGGUACGAACAGGACGACUCCAGGAUACUAGACUGGUUGAAAUCAAGACUUUGAAUGCUUUGACCUGAGAGUCCAUUCAUGACACACUCCAAACCCCACCCUUGCAGAACCCGGCCUGGUAGUGGUGGAUGGAUGGACUUCCAGAUGGGGUAACCUCAAUGAGUCAUUGGAAGUUCUGGGGAUUGAUGAAUGAUUUUUCAGCUGAGACUGUUCAAGACGGGUUGGGGAAAUCCAAG